Molecule: messenger RNA, 1373 nt
Organism: Paramisgurnus dabryanus
Lineage: Eukaryota; Metazoa; Chordata; Actinopteri; Cypriniformes; Cobitidae
Gene: phb2b
Product: prohibitin 2b
Biological process (GO): mitochondrion organization
Cellular component (GO): membrane; mitochondrion
Source: RefSeq, a predicted model, not a curated record
AUUCCUUCCUGUCUGAGCGGAAGUUGUCUGUGACGACCUUGGGUCGCUCUCACAAGCAUGGCGAAUAAAGAGCCUAGCAAGUUUGUGCAGCACCUGAGAGAUCUGGCUGGACGCAUGUCCUCUGGCUCAAAGGGUGCUGGACUUGGACUGAAAUUAUUAAUUGGAGCAGGUGCACUUGCUUAUGGCGUCAAAGAGGCCACAUACACAGUGGAGGGUGGUCAGCGAGCAAUCGUCUUUAACAGAAUUGGAGGAAUGCAGAUGGAUACUGUCCUCUCUGAAGGUCUACACUUCAGAAUACCAUGGUUUCAGUAUCCAAUCAUUUAUGAUAUCAGAGCCAGACCAAGAAAAAUAGCAUCUUUAACAGGAAGUAAAGACCUGCAGAUGGUGAACAUUGCUUUGCGUGUGCUAUCGCGACCUGUUGCCUCCAACCUUCCCGUCAUGUACCAGCAGCUGGGGAAGGACUAUGAUGAACGUGUGCUGCCGUCUAUUGUAAAUGAGGUUUUGAAAAGUGUGGUGGCCAAGUUUAAUGCUUCCCAACUAAUUACACAAAGAGCCCAGGUGUCUCUGCUGAUCAGGCGGGAGCUAUUUGAACGCGCUAAGGACUUUAACAUAAUUCUCGAUGAUGUGGCGAUCACAGAGUUGAGCUUCAGCAAGGAGUAUACAGCAGCUGUGGAAGCCAAACAAGUUGCCCAGCAGGAGGCACAACGAGCUCAGUUCUUUGUUGAGAAAGCAAAACAAGAACAGAAGCAGAAGAUCAUCCAAGCUGAAGGAGAGGCCCAGGCUGCCAAAAUGUUAGGUGAAGCCGUCACAAAAAACCCUGGAUAUCUUAAACUCAGAAGAAUCAGAGCAGCGCAGAGCAUUGCCAAAACGGUGGCAGCUUCACAGAAUAAGGUGUAUCUGAGCGCGGAUAGUUUGGUUCUGAAUCUACAGGAUGAAUCUUUUAACAAUUUGUCUCUUGGAAAGAAGUAAUGUUUUCAUGGAUGCAAUUUCAUUCCAAGUGUUGUACUACCAGAUGGCUUUUUCUGAUUGGGUCACAAAUGGCCAUGUCAUCCAGGGAAGAUUUAUUUAAUAUCUGAUGAUGGUUUAGUUCUGGUUUGUCUGACAGACUUUACUUGACAAUUUGCUGAUUAUGAAGACACUGCAGUUUUGCUAAUUUUCAGCAUGAUGAAUGAUGGCAACAACAUACUUGAAUAAUUUUCAUACUUUUGAUUGUUUUUAUUGGUGAAACAGGAGACGUGUCGGUAAAUAAUACAUCAGAUGAGCUCAAGAGUGCUUAAUCCAUUGUUUCAGGAUGUCUUGUCUGAAAUGAAAUGGCCUAUUCAAUUGUAUGUGACACAAAAUGACUGUGUAAUAAAAACAUUUAUUAAAUGAAA